Messenger RNA from Pseudovirgaria hyperparasitica, 660 nucleotides. RefSeq lists its product as uncharacterized. The record is from RefSeq and is a predicted model, not a curated record. Lineage: Eukaryota; Fungi; Ascomycota; Dothideomycetes; Acrospermales; Acrospermaceae. The transcript has a single exon. The coding region runs from base 87 to 467 and encodes 126 amino acids.
CCUUGGGAUCCUGGCCUGUACCAGUGGCUUACUGGAGACAAAUCAAUUGACUUGCUUCAUGUCACAUCACAUAUUGGGCCAUUCAGAUGGCCGCACGUCCGGAGAGUCUCGCUUUAGCAGGCGUUAGCCCCAAUGCAUCAAGCUGCAGUUACAGUCAUGAUAGCGAUGCGUCUCUACGACUUUCUCCUUUUUGUGGCCAAGAUCGUCUCGACGUCGACUCUCGAUGGAUGAUCGACUCAGCUGGACCACGACUCAGCUUCAGUGUGCACAAAAUAGUACAACCGACACAUUUCCCGGCAGCGAUGAGGAUCGUUGCCAGUUGUAUGCGCGAACUCGUGAGGCAACUCACCAAACUGACCGGUCAGUACCCAAUGCAUAUGCGCAUCUAUACAUAUCUGUCAGCCCCUCAAUCUGGUUCUGUGAUUGGAACGAAGAUUUUAUGCCAAGGAGUUAUUACAGGGGUCUAGAGCUUCGCCAAAGUUGUAUCGAGAUAGGUAGUCAUUUGGAGGCGUGUGGUUCCGUUUCUCCCAAUGCUAUGGAAUCUCGCCUCCAACUGCAGCCAGCUUGAGGCGUUUGGGCUGGACGGAGUCGAUCCUUUUCUAAUGCUCUAUUCGCCUAUUUUGGCUAGAUUCUCUCCCAAGAUCUCGGUGGCUGAAUUUC